Messenger RNA from Gossypium raimondii (Peruvian cotton), 1438 nucleotides. Its product is annotated as GDSL esterase/lipase At1g29670. NCBI's taxonomy places the organism in Eukaryota, Viridiplantae, Streptophyta, Magnoliopsida, Malvales, Malvaceae. Gene Ontology annotation, molecular function: hydrolase activity, acting on ester bonds. The record is from RefSeq and is a predicted model, not a curated record.
AAAUUACUCACCAGUCUCCAUAACCUAUUACUUACUCCCACAGGCUUACUUACUCUCACAGUCAUUUCCAUCAAUAUUCAUUUAGUCAUUCACCCUUUUCCUUUUUCUUUCAUCUUUUUGAUAGUAAAAAUGGGGAAAUGGCGUGGGGUGUAUGGGGUUGCUGCCCUACUGUUGGUUUUGAGUGUGUGUUUAGGGGUUAGAGGUGCUCCCCAAGUCCCUUGUUACUUUAUUUUUGGGGAUUCCUUGGUGGAUAAUGGGAAUAAUAAUCAACUGUCGUCAUUGGCUAGAGCUAAUUACUUGCCUUACGGGAUUGACUUCCCUAAUGGACCGACGGGAAGGUUUUCUAAUGGUAAAACUACCGUCGAUGUCAUAGCUGAGCUUUUGGGCUUCGACAAUUACAUCCCGCCUUACUCAACCGCAAGCGGUCGACAAAUACUCGGAGGAGUUAACUAUGCAUCCGCGGCUGCCGGAAUCAGAGAAGAGACCGGACAGCAACUGGGAGCUCGGAUCAGUUUCAGUGGCCAAGUUAGAAAUUACCAACGAACAAUUUCACAAGUGGUGAACCUGCUUGGGGAUGAAACUACAGCCGCAAAUUAUUUAAGCAAAUGCAUUUACUCGAUCGGACUCGGCAGCAACGAUUACCUUAACAACUAUUUCAUGCCCCUUUAUUACUCCACCAGCAGGCAGUAUACCCCCGAGCAAUUUGCUGAUGUUCUUAUUCAACAAUACACUGAGCAGCUUCAGGCUUUGUAUAACUAUGGGGCAAGGAAGUUUGCGUUGAUUGGGGUGGGUCAGAUCGGUUGCAGUCCCAAUGAAUUAGCUCAAUACAGUGGAGAUGGUAAAACAUGUGUGGAGAGAAUCAAUGCUGCAAACCGGAUUUUCAAUGACAAGCUUAAAGGGCUCGUUGAUCAAUUCAACAACGCCAAUUCCGAUGCCAAAUUCAUCUACAUCAAUGCUUAUGGAAUUUUCCAAGACAUAACAAGCAACCCCGCCACAUACGGUUUUAAGGUAACAAAUGCAGGGUGUUGUGGAGUGGGGAGGAACAAUGGUCAAAUUACCUGCUUGCCUGCCCAAACUCCAUGCCCAAAUAGGAACGAGUACUUGUUUUGGGAUGCUUUUCAUCCCACUGAAGCUGCAAAUGUGAUCAUCGGGAGGAGAUCUUACAGUGCUCAGUCUUCAUCAGAUGCUUACCCGAUCGAUAUCCGCCGUCUUGCGCAGCUCUGAAGACGGGGGAAGAUAGGCUUUUGAGAAGAGGAAACAAUUAAGUUAUUUAUAUUAAUAGAUUCAUUCACAUGAAUUAUAAUACUAGUUUUGUGUGGUUUCUAUAAUUUUGUUACACAAUCAUUUGUAAGAGGUGUGUCGUUUGUUGCUAUUUCAAGUGUAGAGUUUAGUUAACUCGUUGUUGUUGGUAUUUAAUAUAAAAUUUUGGUUGGUAUCA